AUGGAACUACAACCUCUGCUGGCCUUUGCUUUGUUCAUACCCCUUUUGCUCUUCUUCAAGCUAGUCCUCGCCGUCGAUCCCUUUCCCUCUUCCCCUCUGUCGCCUCCGUCCCCAUCCCCAUCUCCAUCUCCGACAUUUGCACCUCGUAUGCUUCCCAACGAUCACGUCCCACACAUCGUCACCCCUUCGCCGCGCCGCCCUCCUCAAGCCAGCAACGGAAGCCAAGAACGAACGACCGCCGGACAAACUCUGGAAAUCGAUCAUCUCAACCUCGGCGAGAAGGUAGGGCUAUCUUUUCUUGCCGUCGCGGUUGGACUGCAAGUGGUUCUAGGUGUCUUCCUGGUUUGCACGCGAAUUCAAUUGAGAAAGAUGGAACGGGGGAAUUUGUCGAAGGCGGAGCCCUCGCAUCCUUCUUCUCCAUGA
Zingiber officinale is the source of this 423-nucleotide messenger RNA. Its product is annotated as proline-rich receptor-like protein kinase PERK9. NCBI's taxonomy places the organism in Eukaryota, Viridiplantae, Streptophyta, Magnoliopsida, Zingiberales, Zingiberaceae. The record is from RefSeq and is a predicted model, not a curated record. The transcript has a single exon. Bases 1 to 423 code for a protein of 140 amino acids.